AUGAGUCAGUUUCUGGGUCGUCAGGACUCUAUUGAAAGCCUGAGGAAAGACGUCGUCGACCUCCAAGGUGCUCUAUUGGACGUUUUUUCCAGAACCGGACCGGUUCGCUUCACUUCCUGGAAGUUCCCCGAUAAACUCUCAUGUAACCUAGACAUGGUAGCUCUGCUGGAGAAAUACGAUUUUGUGGAUGGGGAGGAUGCGUACAAUCAGCACUCUCACAUUGUGUUACUGGAACUGUUGGUUGACAGGUAA
Messenger RNA from Trematomus bernacchii (emerald rockcod), 252 nucleotides. It is a transcript of the gene ccdc157, whose product is annotated as coiled-coil domain containing 157. Bases 1 to 252 code for a protein of 83 amino acids. NCBI's taxonomy places the organism in Eukaryota, Metazoa, Chordata, Actinopteri, Perciformes, Nototheniidae. The record is from RefSeq and is a predicted model, not a curated record. The transcript has a single exon.